AUGUUUGUUACUAGCUACAAAUAUAUUGCCAUUUUGGCAUCUCUGUUCAUACUGUCGCUCACAUCUAAUGCUAAGGACAAUGAUAUCGAUCUAACACAAUAUGUCGAUUUAUUUAUUGGAACUGAAGGUAGUGUUGCUGGCACAUCUUACAAUGGCGGAAACGUUUUCCCUGGCGCAGCUAUGAUUGUUCCGUGGCUAACUUCUUUGCUCAAUAGCCAUGAUGUGGACGAGAAGAGGAAAGUCGAUGUGAAUGCAGGAUAUUCACCCGAUGGGAAUGUAUCUGCUAUAUCCUUCUUGCAUGAGAGCGGAACAGGAGGCGCACCUAAGUAUGGGGUGGUAUCUCAGAUGCCACUUUCAAUCCUUGACGGGGUGGAAGUAGCCGACAACAGGACAUAUAUGCAACCUCGAGUCGGCAAAGACUCUGCAUCAGUGGGGUAUUAUAAGACUAGGUUCCGAAAUGGAAUUACAGCAGAGAUGUCUGCCACUGACCACGCCGGAAUUCUUCAAUAUACAUAUCCAUCUUCCACAGGAAAGUUUGUCUUAGUUGACUUAAGCCAUUAUCUGCCAACCCAUGGAGAACCAAGCGCAAACCAGAUGUAUAGCAAUGGGAAGAUUGAUAUACAGGACGGUGGGCGGAUGUAUACCGGAUAUGGUAUUUAUCGAGGAGGCUGGAACGAAGGACCGAACUUCCAGGUUUUCAUGUGUGCCGAGUUUGAUAUAGCUCCAUCCUCCACAAGAACAUGGCGGGCCCCAUAUACUGAUCCAUAUGAUGAAGUUCGAGGAGAGGCAAAGUUUUCAAAUCAGCAAACAAUCACAGGAGGACGAGAAGGUUAUCAGUACGCAGACAGAGUCGGAGCUGUUUUCGAGUUUCCAUCAGACACCAGGACCUCAAAGUCCAGGAUUGGUGUUUCAUUUAUUUCAACCGAGAAAGCAUGUCAGUUUAUUAAUGAGAUGAGGUCCUGGAAUAUCAACGAUACCGUAAAUGACGCAAAGGGUCGGUGGAAUAGUGAAGUGCUGAGCACAGUGACAACGUCGGAUACCAAUACAACAAGACGGACAAUGUUGUAUUCCGCUCUAUAUCGUUCACAUCUGCUUCCUAGUAACAGAACAGGUGAAAACCCAUAUUGGGAAUCGGCAGAACCUUACUAUGACGAUUAUUAUGCCAUAUGGGAUACCUUCCGAUGCCUGAAUAGUUUCUACUUAUUAACCAAGCCUCAGUUCGCGGCAGAAACCAUCCGUUCCUUGAUUGAUAUCUGGAGGUUUGAGCGUUUUAUGCCUGAUGGUCGAAGUGGCAAUGCAAAUGGAAGAGUUCAAGGAGGUAGUAAUGCAGACAAUAUCCUGGCAGACGCAUAUGUCAAAGGCCUUCAAGAGGGCGUUAACUGGACAGACGGGUAUUUAGCCAUGAGAACGGAUGCUGAAGUAGUACCAUACAACAAUUUUGGGCCGGCAGAUCUGACUGGCUCCACAAAGGAAGGGCGUGGUGCCCUUCCAGAUUGGCUUCGGUAUGGGUAUGUGACUCCAAGUUUUGGUAGAAGCAUUAGCCGGACAGUUGAGUACUCGUUAAAUGACUUUGCUCUGAGCCAAGUUGCAAAGGACCUUGCACCAGAAGAUUAUGAUAAGUAUCUGACCCGGAGCGCCGGGUGGCAGCGAAUAUGGCACAAGAACAUCAGCAGCCUCAACUUCACAGGGUUUCUAGCUCCAACUUGGCCGAAUGGUUCUGUGACACCGGGGUAUGAUCCUCUCGAUUGCGGGGAGUGUGAAUGGAGUUCCCAUAGCUAUGAGGCGUUACCAAUUGAAUACGGAUGGACUGUUCCAUUCGAUAUGAAAUCCCUGAUCCAAUUCAUGGGCGGCGCAAAAACAAUGGAGCAAAGGCUUGAUCAGAUGUUUGUUCCAGGACUCCGUAAGGGGGAUGUGGGCUCUGGCGGAACAAACACGCUAGGCACCACAUUAUUUAACCCUGGGAAUGAGCCGAGCUUUUUCACUCCGUUCUUGUACAACUACCUCCCUGGACGGCAGUGGAAAUCCGUUCUCCGCCUUCGAGACACGGUUAACUCGUAUUAUAGUACUCAACCGUCUGGACUUCCAGGGAAUAGUGACGCAGGAGCUAUUGAUAGCUGGCUGAUAUGGAACUUCCUGGGUCUGUACCCUGUGGUAACCCAGCCAGUUUAUCUGCUAUCAAGCCCGUGGUUUAACAAUGUUUCCAUUGCGGUGGGUGAUAACUCAAGGCUCACGAUCACUGCGCAAAACCUCAACGAGGACAGCUAUUUCGUCCAGAGUGUCAAGGUCAACGUUGUCGUUGGGAAGAGCAAUAAUAUUGAUAUUGUGGAAGAAGCAAUUAUUCAGCUUAUUAAGCAAGUGGUGUUUGCAGGCUUUGCAGUGUUUGUUUAA
Molecule: messenger RNA, 2388 nt
Organism: Trichophyton verrucosum HKI 0517
Lineage: Eukaryota; Fungi; Ascomycota; Eurotiomycetes; Onygenales; Arthrodermataceae
Product: alpha-1,2-mannosidase family protein
Exons: 7
Coding region: 1-2388 (795 amino acids)
Biological process (GO): protein quality control for misfolded or incompletely synthesized proteins; glycoprotein catabolic process; protein deglycosylation
Cellular component (GO): cytosol; nucleus
Molecular function (GO): peptide-N4-(N-acetyl-beta-glucosaminyl)asparagine amidase activity; carbohydrate binding
Source: RefSeq, a predicted model, not a curated record